CGUAAGUAAAUUAUUGUGCUCCUGCUGUUGGUAUUGUUCGAAGCAGUUGCUAACACUGGUUUACGAAACUUUUUACAGAUUGGUUUUGGGAUAUUUAAACUGUAUAUUAAUCAUUAGAUUAAGUUUGUUGCAAGUGUGUUUCUGGACUGCGGCACUUGUAAUGUUUCAUUUUGAAAACUCGUGGAAGUCUUCAUCCUGCAGUGUUUGCCUGCACUGCCUCAUCCUGCCUGACGUUUGUGGCUUUAAAUGUUUUGGUUUUGUGCAUUUUUGCAGCUUGCUGUUUAGUUAACUAUAUCAUACCCGAUUGCCAGUGAUGAUAUAAGUUCCGGAGAUUUUGUCAUGCAUGGUGAUAUACGCAGGAAAUUGUUUGAAUCUGUUUCAAGUGGCCCAUGGUCGAGGUAACAGCGCACCAUGAGCCUUCAGUUGAUUGCCUCUGCGCGGACGCUUGUUGCGCCGUAUCGUCAGCUGGGAUACAUUGGAAAAUAUGGGAGCUUGCGAAUAUGCGGCGGCGUUAGGAGAACGAGUUCUUGGUCGCCAUCUUUCAAAAAUGUUCAAGCGGACAAAUUGCAGUUUCUCUCCCCGAAAAUUCCUGGUGGUGAGAUUUUAGGUCGGGAAAUAUCUGGCGCAUUUGUGCCCAAUCCCGAUCAGAAGGAUAAACAAGUGGUUAAACGGUUUGUGCAUGGCCAUCCUGGCGGCAGCGAUGACAGUGACAUGGAUUUCAGCGUUAAAAAGCGAACGACAGGAUGGGAAAUUGUCAAGAAAAUGCUGUCUUAUGUGUGGCCGAAAGACAGUGUGGGAAUGAAAGUCAGGGUAGCGGUUGCGAUGGCCCUCCUGCUUGGAUCCAAGGUGGUAAACAUUUAUGUCCCGUUUAUAUUCAAACACGGCGUGGACUAUCUCAACGAGCAUUCAGGCGAGCUUUUGACCGUAACAUCUACGAAUCCCGCUACAAACGCAGCCACCUACGCCGCUGUGAUUUUUCUUGGUUAUGGAGCUGCUCGGGCGUCAGCGGCUCUUUUUAGCGAAAUGAGAAAUGCAGUAUUCGCCAAAGUUGCUCAGCAUUCUAUCCGGAAGAUCGCCGUGUCCACGUUCGAGCAUCUGCACUCAUUAGACAUGCGUUUCCAUCUCGGCAGACAGACGGGAGGAUUGUCCAAAGCCAUUGACCGUGGCACUAGGGGCAUCAAUUUUGUGCUCAGCGCUUUAGUUUUUAAUGUCUUUCCUACCAUCCUUGAAGUGGGGCUAGUGUCCGGUGUUAUGUACCACCAGUUCGGAUUACCGUAUGCACUUGUCACGUUGGGAUGUAUUGGAACCUACACCACAUAUACUCUACUGGUAACUCAGUGGAGAACUAAAUUUCGAGUGGAAAUGAAUAAAGCGGACAAUGAAGCAGGAUCGCGAGCCAUCGACAGUCUGAUCAAUUAUGAAACAGUGAAAUAUUUCAACAAUGAGCAGCACGAAGCGAAUAAAUAUAAUGAAGUGUUGAUGAAAUUCGAGAAAGCGUCGCUGCAGACCAACACAAGCCUAGCUUCCUUGAACUUCGGGCAGAAUCUGAUUUUCAGUACAGCUCUUGCCGCCGUGAUGAUUAUGGCCAGCCAAGGAAUUUUAAAAGGCCAGCUGACGGUUGGAGAUUUAGUUAUGGUAAACGGAUUACUAAUGCAGCUUUCACUGCCUCUGAAUUUCCUGGGAACUGUUUAUCGUGAAAUCCGACAGUCGCUGAUAGAUAUGCAGACCAUGUUUAACCUUAUGAACGUUGGUACUAACAUAGUGGACAAACCUGAUUCGGUGCAGUUGAUGCUCACACCAUCUACGUCAACUGUUACAUUCGAGGAUGUAAAAUUUUCAUACAUCAAUGGUUAUCCGAUCCUCAACGGCUUAUCAUUCCAUGUUCCCGCUGGGAAAAAGAUUGCGAUAGUCGGGGGCAGCGGCUCCGGAAAAUCGACUAUAGUACGUCUACUCUACCGAUUCUUUGACCCGAUGGAAGGGAGCAUUCUUGUUGGCGGCCAGGAUGUCAAAGAUGUGACAUUGUACAGCCUUAGGGAAGCUAUAGGAGUCGUACCGCAGGAUGCGGUCCUGUUCCACAGUUCAAUCUUCUAUAAUAUUCAGUAUGGUCGCCUAUCGGCAUCUCCAGAAGAAGUCUACGAUGCUGCAAAAAUGGCAGAAAUACACAGUUCGAUUGAGAAGUGGGCCCAUAAGUACGAUACGGAAGUCGGAGAACGAGGCAUGAAGUUAUCCGGCGGCGAGAAGCAACGCGUAGCCAUUGCCCGAGCCAUCAUGAAAAACCCUUUGAUUCUGGUGUUUGAUGAAGCCACAUCGUCACUAGAUUCUAUUACGGAACAGAAAAUCAUGAAAGCGCUGGCAAGAGCAACGGAAAACCGCACUUCCAUCUGCAUAGCCCAUCGACUCUCGACGGUGGUGGACGCCGACGAAAUUCUCGUGCUGGAGAACGGGAAAGUAAUUGAGCGUGGAACGCAUUACUCGCUAUUGCGCCGUCCCAGCAGCCUUUACACCCAACUCUGGCAUGAGCAGCAUGCUCCAGCUGAAGAAUUAGUGAAAUUGCAUGAAGAGCAAUCAGGUAGCAGGGAUGCACCGUCGUCCUGAUAUCGAAGCUGGGGAAUACUUAAUUUAAUUGUCAGGCAAGGUUUCGUGUGAACGGGAAGCAUCUGUCCGCAGUCGGGUUACGUGCAUCCGCAUUUCUGAUGUCGGAAUUUGUGAUUUUUGUUUUUAGCGUUUAAUAGUAAAUGUUGUAAGAUAUUUGUAACGCCUUUAAAAGAUUUAUGAUGCAAAUGAUAGCCGGUGUUCCAUAGUGGAGCUCAUCAAAACGCGAAAUGACCGAUAUCCGUUUAACGUUUUAGUAGUAAUUGUAGAGGAAUGCAAUUUGGGAAACACAUCUUUCCAGUAAGAUUCUGCUUUUUUGCAAAUAAGCUUUAUUCGCUGUGCACGCUCGACCAGAGAUGGCCAGUAAAUACUACCACCACAAUAAAAACCGUGGUAUGGGAAAGUUC
Messenger RNA from Paramacrobiotus metropolitanus, 2999 nucleotides. RefSeq names its product iron-sulfur clusters transporter ABCB7, mitochondrial-like. Lineage: Eukaryota; Metazoa; Tardigrada; Eutardigrada; Parachela; Macrobiotidae. Bases 412 to 2595 code for a protein of 727 amino acids. Gene Ontology annotation, molecular function: ABC-type transporter activity; ATP hydrolysis activity; ATP binding. Gene Ontology annotation, biological process: intracellular iron ion homeostasis; transmembrane transport. The record is from RefSeq and is a predicted model, not a curated record. The transcript has 8 exons. Gene Ontology annotation, cellular component: mitochondrial inner membrane.